GAAGAAUAUCAGUAAAAAAGAAUGGUUUGCCUCCGGAAAGACCAGAGAAAUUGAAUGAUGGUUUAGAUGAUCCAAAGCCAGUUCCAGAUGAUAAAAAGGUAGAAAAAGUUGCUUAUGUAGGUAUGACCUACAAUGAAACUGGUAAGGAAAAAUACGUCACUUUUAGUAAUUUUACUCUGUUGCUUGAUAUUCCGAGGGAGCCUCCAAGCAUAAAGGUUUUUCGUAUCGACAAAAAUCACCCUAGAAUUAAAGAACUAUCAAGCGAAGGAAAAUUAAAAGAGGGUAAAAAAUUUACUACCCUUUAUGGAAAAGUAGAUAAAAAGUCAGAAAAGGGAAUUUUUAAUGUUCUUAAUGAAAAUAAUUCAGAAUUAGAGAUUAAGGAG
Messenger RNA from Racocetra persica, 383 nucleotides. The record is from the annotation of a GenBank genome assembly. Lineage: Eukaryota; Fungi; Glomeromycota; Glomeromycetes; Diversisporales; Gigasporaceae.